GUGCGCUGCAGGCGGACGCAUAUUUCUCGUUUUCCCACGCAGCGUGUGUCACCAAAAGCAACGUGAACUUGGUUGCAACAUCAUUGUACUGUACAACAGGCUCGCACCGCGGAUUAAAGCUCAUCUGUUGGGCAGCAGUGUUGGGAGAAGCCCAGACUCAUUACAUCUGUACCACUGUGGAGAUAAUCAUCGGAAAUGAAAGAGGGAAAAGGAUAACCUCAUGCACUGUGUAGACAUGAGAGGAACAAGAAGCACGUGAAGAUGUCCCAGAAGGCAACUAAAACAUGGUGCCUUAGGCUUCUCCCGCUUCUCCUCUUCUUCAUCUCCUUUGUCACAUACUACUGUUCCUAUGCCAUAAUUCAGAGCUACGGAGGCACCAGCAAGUCUCCGAACAGUAGCAAGUCGCUGUGUGGUGGCUGGCUAACCCAGAAGAAGUGGGAGAGCCUUAACUUUAACAUUAGCCGACAGACGCAGCUCUUUCUGAAACUGGAAGAUUUCUUCUGGCGGGAGCGUCUGUCAAAGCUGGCGUUACCUUAUGGCAUUAAAGGCAGUGAGCUGCUGCUACUGAAAAUUCUAGCUGCAAUUCCAAAUUAUCAGGUGCCUGCCAACAUUGAAAACCUGGAAUGCAGAACCUGUGUGGUUAUAGGCAACGGCUAUGCCAUUAAAAACAGCUCGUUGGGAAGCAUCAUCAACAAAUAUGAUGUGGUCUUUCGGCUGAAUGAUGCCCCAGUGAGAGGCUAUGAGGAGGACGUGGGGAAUAAGACCACCAUGAGGUUCUUCUACCCUGAGUCGGCCUCUUACAACCCUGGACUGCACAACCAGCCCGGCACGCUUAUGGUCCUGGUGCCUUUCAAGCUGCAAGAUCUGCGCUGGCUCAAAGAGAUCCUCUAUAACGAGAAGAGGGUCAGGAAAGGCUUCUGGAAGCCCCCUCCCCAAAUCUGGAUGGGUGAUGUUAGCAAAAUCAGAGUGCUGGACCCCCACUUUUUGCACCAGACUGCAGACAGACUGCUUCAGAUUCCUUUGCACCCGCGGAGUAAACAGCAGCCAGUGCAUCCAACAACGGGUAUCCUCGCUGUGUUUGUUGCUCUAAACUACUGUGAUGUGGUCCACAUUGCUGGUUUUGGAUACCCGGACUCAAAGAGCCAAAGGCAGCCUAUCCAUUACUAUGGAUAUGACACCAUGAAGUCUAUGAAGAAUUCUUACCAUGACCUCAAUCAUGAAGCCGAAGCCUUAAAAAGACUGGAGGAUUUAGGAGCCAUUUUGUACCUGCAUCCACAUUUAUGAUGCAUUCACUUUUCCAGCUUGAUUUAAUCCAAAAAAAAAAAAAAAAAAAAGAAAUUAACACCAAAUCACUUAUGAAUUUGGUUUGGGUUAUCCCAUCCAAAUUUGAUCUUAAUGUGCCUUCUGCAGUGAGAUACAAGACAUUUUGCAUCAUUCUUUGGUGACGCAGGUCUAACUCUGAAGAAUGUUUAGUUCCCUGGCGCCUUAUAUUCUGUCAAACAGAAAAAAAAGAGAAGUGAUGUAAUUGCUUUUUUAAUGGCUUUCUUUCGAUCUUUCAAGUACAGUGAUUUUGGUAACGUGGCUCAGCGUUUUGCAUAGCAUUUGGAAGGUUUCUAACUUUAAUGGCUUUAGAACCGCAACUGUCAAACUGAGCUUGCAGGACAUUGACUAUUCACGUGGUGACCUGUUUUUAAUAGUCCAAUUAUUUUGGAUAAUUCCAUUGCUUUGACUUUGUUUUUAGGACCAUGUGAUAGCGCAGGCUUGUAACUGCCACAUCUUUGGAAUCAAGCACUUCAGAUCUACAGCUCAAAUGUUGUCUUGUUUUUUUGUUUUUUUUUUGCUGAGAUUUCACGCAUAUCAUUGAGCUGCAAAACUAAUCAGAGCAGAUUAUUUCUGUGUACACUCACUGGGGUGUGAGAUUAAUUUUCAGUUGUAUCAAAUUUGUUUUACGGUAAAGAGGUGCGUUAGAAUCUAUGGGGAUUUUUCGUGAACUUUUAUUUUAGUUUAAAAGAAAGGUAAAUGAAUCGAUCACAAACCUGAUUUCCAGGAUUAGACUCACUUUACUUAUAGAUUGCUUGGACUGGGAAUACAACUUGUAUUUUGCCUAUUUGUUAGAAUUUUUUAAUUACAGUUUUCUGGGGAUUUUAACUUAUUUAAUCUUUUUGUUUUUUUUCUCGAGAAACAGUACUGAUAAAUUGUACCACUGGAUAUUUUUUAUUGUACAGAAUGAAAUGGAUUUUUAAUUAAAAUUAAAUCAAAAUGAA
This is a messenger RNA of Plectropomus leopardus (leopard coralgrouper), 2264 nucleotides long. It is a transcript of the gene st3gal4, whose product is annotated as ST3 beta-galactoside alpha-2,3-sialyltransferase 4. Gene Ontology annotation, molecular function: sialyltransferase activity. Lineage: Eukaryota; Metazoa; Chordata; Actinopteri; Perciformes; Serranidae. The record is from RefSeq and is a predicted model, not a curated record. Gene Ontology annotation, biological process: glycolipid biosynthetic process.